AUGGAGUUGGCUAAUACCAAAGACUUCCAGUGGAAAACCCUCGCCCCGCUCCCGAGCUGCAGGGUCUACUCGACCUUGGUGGAAGCUGGCGGGCAGGUGUUUGCCAUCGGGGGCUGCGAUGACAACGGUGUCCCCAUGGACUCCUUCGAGGUCUACUCCCCUGAGGCCGACCAGUGGACCUCGCUGCCCCCCAUGCCCACGGCCCGGGCAGGGGUGGCUGUGGCCACCUUGGGCAAGAGAAUCAUGGUGAUAGGAGGGGUCGGAGUGAACCAGAUGCCGCUGAAGAUAGUGGAGAUGUACAACAUAGAUGAGGGCAAGUGGAAGAAGAGGAACUCGCUGAGGGAGGCAGCCAUGGGCAUCUCGGUGACGGCAAAAGACUACAGAGUCUAUGCGGCUGGGGGGAUGGGGGCUGACCUGCGGCCGCACAACUACCUGCAACACUACGACAUGCUCAAGGACAUCUGGGUGUCGCUGGCGGCCAUGCCCACACCCAGGUACGCUGCCACAUCCUUCCUGCGAGGCACCAAGAUCUACGUGCUGGGUGGAAGGCAGUCCAAGUACGCUAUCAAUGCCUUCGAGGUCUUUGACACAGAGACCAGGUCGUGGACCAAGUUUCCCAACAUCCCCAACAAAAGGGCCUUCUCCAGCUUCGUGCCCACAGAAGACAAACUCUUCAGUCUCGGGGGCCUGCGGCAGGGACGGCUCUACAGGCAGCCCAAGUUCAUGAGGACCGUGGACAUGUUUGACAUGGAACAAGGUGGCUGGAUGAAGAUGGAGCGCUCCUUCUACCUGAAGAAAAGGCGAGCAGACUUCGUGGCUGGCUACCUGAAAGGCAGAGUCGUUGUGGCUGGGGGACUAGGAAACCAGCCAACUGUCCUGGAGUCUGCGGAGGCCUUCCAUCCUGAGAAGAACAAGUGGGAGAGCCUGCCCCCCAUGCCCACCCCACGCUGUGCCUGCUCCAGCAUCGUGGUCCGGAACUGCCUGCUGGCCGUCGGCGGGGUGAGCCAGGGCCUGAGCAACGCCGUGGAGGCCCUCUGCCUCUCCGAUUCCUAG
Messenger RNA from Charadrius vociferus (killdeer), 1053 nucleotides. RefSeq names its product kelch domain containing 8A (gene KLHDC8A). Gene Ontology annotation, molecular function: protein binding. The record is from RefSeq and is a predicted model, not a curated record. Lineage: Eukaryota; Metazoa; Chordata; Aves; Charadriiformes; Charadriidae. The coding region runs from base 1 to 1053 and encodes 350 amino acids. The transcript has 5 exons.